Messenger RNA from Eupeodes corollae, 716 nucleotides. Its product is annotated as alpha/beta-tubulin-N-acetyltransferase 9. The record is from RefSeq and is a predicted model, not a curated record. Lineage: Eukaryota; Metazoa; Arthropoda; Insecta; Diptera; Syrphidae. Gene Ontology annotation, biological process: protein acetylation. Gene Ontology annotation, molecular function: N-acetyltransferase activity. The transcript has 3 exons. Bases 82 to 699 code for a protein of 205 amino acids.
UUUUUUUUUUAAUUUUGACGUAUCAUGCUUGUUUAGAAAGUGUUGUUUUACAAAACGCACAACACAAACAAAAAUAAAAAUAUGAAAUUAAACGAAAAUAUUAAAAUUAUAGGAUCAAAUGUUAUUCUUGUUCCUUAUGAAGAAAAACAUGUGGAAAAGUACCACAAAUGGAUGAAAAACCCCGAACUGCAAGAACUAACCGCCUCCGAACCAUUGACGAUAGAAGAAGAAUAUCAAAUGCAAGCUACUUGGCGUAAUGAUGAUGAUAAGCUAACUUUUCUUGUAGUUUCUCGCCAGAUAUUUUCUGAUACCCAAGAUGAAAUAGAAUCCCUAGUUGGUGAUACAAAUCUAUUUUUACGCAUUGAUGAAGAUGAGGAAAAUAAUAAGGAAAUUCGAGUUGCUGAAGCUGAAAUAAUGAUUGCAGAAACUGCAUUCCGCGGCCAGCGAUUAGGAUGGGAGGCAAUGUUACUUUUGUUAAAAUAUGUUCAAAAACAUCUGCCUAUAGACAAAUUUGAAGUUAAAAUAGGAUUUGAUAAUGUAAAGAGCAUAAAUAUGUUUGGUAAAAUGAAAUUUGUAGAAUCAUAUCGAACGGAUGUCUUCAAAGAAGUCACAAUGGAACGGCCAGUCACAAAAGAUUGGAUCAGUUGGUUAGACAAACAAGUGCAAUUAACUGUGGAACAGUAUAAAAACCACCUGUAAUAAACUUACAAACAAAA